This is a messenger RNA of Lingula anatina, 1672 nucleotides long. RefSeq names its product UDP-glucuronosyltransferase 2B1. Gene Ontology annotation, molecular function: UDP-glycosyltransferase activity. The record is from RefSeq and is a predicted model, not a curated record. NCBI's taxonomy places the organism in Eukaryota, Metazoa, Brachiopoda, Lingulata, Lingulida, Lingulidae.
AUGUCUGCGCGGAAUCACAGUGUAACGAUGUUGGUAGCUGGCAACGUGGGUCCUGUCUUAGACAAGGUACCGAAGGAGAUCCAUGUCAAAAAAAUUAAAUCUCACCAUCCCACCGCUCAACCUGUCUGGUGAAAUGCUUAUCCACAAGGUGAGGACAAAUGCCUUUUAUUUUGUGCCGCAGUGGCUGGAAUACGGCAGAGAGAUGAUGGACGCACUUUUUGGAGACAAAUCACUACUGGGAGAACUAAGGUCAGAAAAAUAUGACCUCAUGUUUCUUGACAUCAUAGCCCCCGAGGGCUUACUGUUAAUGGAUUAUUUGAACAUUCCCAGUGUUGGGUAUUCUAAUUUUGGAUUUGACAAUAACUGGGACAUCAGUCCACCCAUAAAUCCUUCCUACAUGCCGGACGCAUUUUCGGCUUACUCAGAAUACAUGACAUUUUGGGAACGAUUAAUCAAUACUGUUAGUAUAACUACAAUGAACUUGAUGAAAAUACAAUAUCAGUCGCCUUGUGAUGAGGCGAAGGUAAAAUACAAUCUUAACACUUCACUCUCCCUGGAAAGUGUGUUCACAAGAUUGUCGCUGCUGAUAGUAAAUAUUGAUUUCGUCUUUGACUACCCUCGGCCCGUCUUCCCUUGGGUAAAACCCGUGUCAGGCGUUCUUUUCCAUUCUCCAAAACCCUUGCCUAAAGAACUUGAUCAGUUCGUGGAAUCCUCGGGAGACGCAGGGUUCAUCAUCUUGAGUUUCGGAACGUUGAUACCUGAGCUUACGGCGGAAACAGCAGCAAUGGUGGCCAGGGUUUUUGCGCGACUUCCCCAAAAGGUUAUAUGGCGAAACAUUAACUCUAACAUCUCUGGACUAGGAAAUAACACAAAAGUGUUGCCAUGGAUACCACAAAAUGACCUCUUGGGUCACCCCAAAGCAAGACUCUUCAUUACUCAUUGCGGUGUAAGCAGCUCGCACGAGGUUCUGUAUCACGGGGUUCCUGUUGUUGCUGUUCCGCUCUUUGUGGAUCAAUUUGGUCACGCAAGAAAGUUAGUUGAACGUCUCGGUAUGGGGGAAGAACUGGACUUCUUUAAUUUCACCGAGUCUGCCUUUUCUGGCACUGUUCUAAAUGUUUUAAACAACCCUAAAUAUUUUAAGAACGCUAAGCGUGCUGCAGCUACUGUUCGAGAUCAGCCGAUGGAUGGGAAAGAGGCUCUGAUGUUUUGGGUCGAGUAUGCCAUCAGGAACAACGGAAGUCUACAUUUUCAUUCUCAGGGGAUGGAGAGACUUAGUUGGUACCAGUAUCUGCUGCUCGAUGUUGUUAGCGUCCUUUUCAGCACUGUUGUUACUGUUGUUGUUUUGGUAUACCUUAUUUGUAAAUUGGUAUGCCGACAUGUCACGAAAAAAUGGUUUCCAUCAAAAAGAAAAAACAAAACCGAAUAGGCCAUCUGUUGAGAAAUGCCUUGCUUUUUCAUUAUUAUUCCUUCAAGACUGAUGAGUGUAAUGUUUUGUUAACGUUUGUUCCAUGUCCUUGUGUACCUAUUAAGUAAAUAACAAUUCAUAAUUGUAAGAAUUUCCUUUUUAGUCUUUGAAGAAGCAUUUAAAGUCAAAUUUUGCAACAAAAUCUGACCAAACGCCAUCAUAUAGUUUCAAAUAAUUAUAACUUGCAGUAAUACCAAAAGACUUCGU